UCGCACGACAGGUGAGAGGUGACAAGUUGAGAGGUCGCGUUAGCAGCAGAGCGGUAAGGCGGCUACACUUCUGCUGCAGUCAUAGUUAGUCACGUUUAAUGCAACGAAAGAGACAGAAGCUGCCGCGGGGUUGUCGUCGGCUCGACUGAUACCUCUUGAAAGACGUGCAGCUCGCCGCACCGUGCCGGGAGACGUCAGCUUUGUGGGCUUUGCAACGCUGCUGUUGAUAAUCUUCUGCUAGUUAGCCGUCGUUAGCAGGCUGCUAGCUGGGCUGCUAUGUCGCAGUCAAGCGUCUGGACCCAUCGGAGCUAACAGAGCUAGCUCACCUAAGACAAACUUAACUUCUGGAGGAAAAACGCCGAAGAUGGCUGUCUCGGUGCGGGGCCUGUACUUUGUUGUCACCCUAUUUUUGGGUAGUUUCUUUGGAAGUGUCUUCAUGCUGGGUCCUGUCCUUCCCCUUAUGCUGCUGUCUCCCGCGUGGUACCGCUGGAUCACCGAUCGAAUCGUGGCUACCUGGCUCACCCUGCCUGUGUCCUUGCUGGAGCUGGUGUUCGGGGUGAAGGUGGUCAUAACGGGUGAUGGCUUCAUUCCAGGGGAGCGGAGUGUGAUCAUCAUGAACCACCGUACACGUCUGGACUGGAUGUUCCUGUGGUGUUGCCUGCUCAGGUACAGCUACCUUCGUCUGGAGAAGAUCUGCCUAAAGGCUGGCCUGAAGGCUGUGCCUGGCUUUGGCUGGGCAAUGCAGGUGGCCUGCUUCGUCUUCAUUCAGCGUCGUUGGGUGGACGACAAGAGGCACAUGGAGAACAUGCUGGACUACUUCUGUGACAUCAGAGAGCCACUGCAGCUGCUCCUGUUCCCAGAGGGCACAGACCUCACUGAAAAUACCAGAGCAAGGAGUGAUGCGUUUGCUGUCCAGAACAGCCUGCCAAAAUUUGAGUAUGUGCUGCAUCCCCGCACCACUGGAUUCACCUUCAUUGUGGACAGACUACGAAAAGGAGACAACCUGGAUGCCGUCCAUGAUAUUACAGUGGCAUACCCCAAAAACAUCCCUCAGACAGAACGCCACCUCAUCCUGGGCCUUUUCCCUCGUGAGAUCCACUUCCACGUCCACCGCUACCCAGUGGCUUCACUUCCUGCCUCUUCCUCUGACCUGGAGUCCUGGUGUCGAGAGCGCUGGGCUGAGAAGGAGAUCCGUCUGCGGGACUUCUACUCAGCCCAGCCCCGAGGCUUUGAUAGAGAAGGUGUCGCUCGAGUGCCCCCUUGUAAGACAGAGCUGCGAGUGGCUCUCAUCAAAGCAGCCUCACUACUCUACUGGACCAGCUUCAUUGCUCUGUGCUUCACAGGCCUGUGGCUGUGGGCUCCAUUCAGGCUCUACUUCAUGGUCAUGGUUGGAGUGUUUGUGGCCCAGCAGAAGUUUAUUGGAGGGCUGGAGCUGCUGGAGUUGUCUUGCCAUCGAUACUGGAAGUCUAUGGCCGCUGACGUGGGUGAGAAGAGUAAGGUGCUGGACGGGAAGAUGCAGUGAGGAUGGAGGACAGGGUUGACUGGACAAUGACGUGUUCAGCAAGGACACUGGGGACUCAGUUGUCCUGAGGAGGGCUAGAGGGUCCUUUUGAGGAACCUGGUGCUUGAUGCCUUAGAAAGGGAGUAAUGAGUUGACCUCCUGAUGGUAUGCAUGGCUUCAGUGGAAAGAGCUUAUCUUUCUGUUGAAGAAGAAAAAGAGGAAUGUUCUGUACAUUUAUCUGUGUUGGAUUCAAGGAAUUCAGCGCACAUAAUGUCUCACUUGUAUGUCUCUACCUGUAUAAUCACUGUUAUUUAGCCUGCUGUCCAUACAUUUUAGCCAUUUAUGUUGUUAUGUUUUAUUAUAAUUGUUUGUUCAGAACCUCAUUGUGUCAUGAACCAAUGCUGUUCAGUGUUUGUUUUACGCAGUUGCCAUGUCUUUGUAACUGGUUUUAUCGUAUGUGUUGCCCUUGUUUUAUAUCGGUGUCAUAAGUUAUGGAGCAGAGCCAUAGUACAGACAGGCUGUACAUAUGAUGACUUGACUCUAACCAAUAUUCAAAUCAGCACAGUAGUUAGCUGGAUUAGACUAAUGGGACUAGUUAAAUGAAUCGGUUCCAUUAGAAGUCUCUGGUCUAGCAAGGAGUGAAAAGGAUUGAUGUAAUUCACAGAGAAUUAUUAAGGAAUAUACAGGUAUAUAUGUGUACCAUUGUUUACCUUUUAUUGGGUAUAAUUACCCUUUUAUACAAAUUGGGGAACGGACCUUUCCCAGUUAGUCCUUAGAGAUAACUUCUGUGACAAUGUUUAUUACUGUAUAGGUCUGUAAACAUAAAAAUAUGUUUGCUAUGUCAGCUUGUUUCCAUAAAAGCCAAAGGUGUGAAAAACAGGUGUGAUUUUAAAACAACAACCAAACAGAAUGUAGUCCAUCUUUAUCGGGAAAGGCCAUCACCUCAGCCACGCUGAGGAAACACUUGUGGUCAUUGGCUCAUCGAGAUCAAAGAUCUCAAGUGUUGAUAAGCGCCGAAGCAGAUGAGCUUUGUGCCCUUUCUGGGAGUGAAGGGAUGCCUUGUACAGGCAGGAUGUGGGUGGUGCUGAGGUGGAAGAAUGUCCUGUUGGGACAACAUUACCCCUCGAUGUGCUGGGUGGCACAGAGGACCAGACUUGGAGUGGAAAACUGGCCCUGAACUCAACCUAAUCCAAAAAAGCCCUGUAAUGCCCACCUCUGCCUGUGUCCGUCUCUAGAGUACUGGCAUUGAUGCGCCUGCUAAACUCAAUUAGCAAAUGACAGCUGAGAAAGCGACUCCAAUUGUGCCAAAAAAGGACAGAAAUUGAAACAGGAUUGGAGUGGCGCUUCAGCCACACUUUUAGCCACUGACUAACCUUGCCACUCAACCAUUCAGACCCUGUGAAUUCUGUGAGUCAGGAAACAUAUGUGUCAGACAGUCUUUAGCAGUUUAUGUAACACUGUGCAAUGUAUGAUCUAGCUGACGUCAGCCCUGUUUUGUUCGACAAACAUCUUCAACCACGCGUUAGCAGGUUGACUGAGACCUCUUUUAUUUGUUUAAAUGAAUCUUAAGCUCCUGUAGUUAAAAGUGUCAAUGGGGCUGUUUCCAGUCACUGUGAAUUUAGCUGAGUAACCAGUUUUAUCAUCAGCAUGUAGUAAUUUACCAGACAUGGUACAAUUUCAGUUUCCUUAAAAACCUGAACCAGCUAGAAUCUCCAUGUUAUAUUCUGUCACCUGUGCUGUUUUCUGUUGCCCAUUUUACAAUCACUUUUUGAUGCUGGACCUCUUCAAAGUCACUGUCCUCAGGUAAAUGCAGUGGACACUGUUCGAGUCAGGCUCUUAAAGGAGGAAAUAUGUAUCUAAAUAAAUAUACUCUAUCAACUCA
Messenger RNA from Acanthopagrus latus (yellowfin seabream), 3383 nucleotides. RefSeq names its product lysocardiolipin acyltransferase 1 (gene lclat1). The record is from RefSeq and is a predicted model, not a curated record. The transcript is spliced from 6 exons. Gene Ontology annotation, cellular component: endomembrane system. The coding region runs from base 365 to 1522 and encodes 385 amino acids. NCBI's taxonomy places the organism in Eukaryota, Metazoa, Chordata, Actinopteri, Spariformes, Sparidae. Gene Ontology annotation, molecular function: acyltransferase activity.